GAAGUGCCGUCCAUUUUUUUUUAGGAUUAUAUUGCCAGUCGGCAUUGCAUCAAAUCCACGAGAAAGUCAAUAAUUGGUAACUGCCAGGGGCGGAGGGCCCAGUAUGGCCUACGCCAUAUCUCGGCCCAUACAAACACCAGCCCAUAGAUUACCCAUACAGCAGCCCACCACGUAAGAAACAGUCCAGCCCAGCUGGUGCCGUUCGCUUGGUGCUUCCUCCCUCAGCGCCGUUGUCCUUUGACCCGGCGCGGCGGUGCCCAACCUCGCUGCUCGUCCGACGCCCGUACGUCGCCCUUCGCGUCCUCCCUCCUUACUCCCUCGCCAAGUCGCCCGACGAUGGAUCUGCCGCGACCCCAGGCUCCCUGUUGUCGGCGCCCUGCAGACCUACGUCCUGCCCCCUGCUGCAUCGAUGCGCCCAGGCCCAGCGACCUGCGCGGCUGCGCCCCGGCAGCCGGCGCCCUAUGGAAACCCUCCGCUUCGUAUCCCCGUGCUGCCGUGCCGCCAGCCUCCGUGAGGGACUCGUCGUGGGGGUAUCAUACAAUAACGAGGCACCCGAAGCACCACCAUCUAUCAAACAAAAUGGGGUGACCGCUGUACAGGGAGAAAAUCUCCACGACAUCAGUGUCCGCGGAGAGGAGGAUGAGCAGAAAGAGAUGCUGCAGCAAAUGACUGACGGAGUCAGAGCAAUGCUGGGCUCAAUAGGUGACGGUGCGAUCAACAUUUCUGCCUACGACACCGCAUGGGUUGCCCUUGUUAAGAGCCUGGAAGGUGGCAAUGGCCCUCAGUUUCCCUCCAGCCUUAGAUGGAUCGUUGAGAACCAACUACCAGAUGGCUCGUGGGGCGACGAGGAGUUCUUCCUGGUCUAUGACCGCAUGAUCAACACUCUGGCCUGUGUGAUUGCACUUGAGUCGUGGGAAAUCCAUGCUGACAUGUGCGAGAAAGGUUUGUCAUUCAUUCGAGAGAAUUUGUGGAGGCUAGAGCACAGUGGUUCAGAUGACUGGAUGGUCGUUAGUUUCGAGAUAACCUUCCCCCAGCUGCUGGAGAUGGCAAGAGACUUGGGUCUCGACGUGCCCUGCGACGAGCCAUCCCUGCGAGCUAUCUAUGCAAGGAGAGACGCAAAGCUCGCAAGAAUCCCUAAAGAAUUACUGCACGCUUCACCGACAACUCUGCUUCUGAGCAUAGAGGGAAUGCCGGGCUUAGACUGGGAGAGACUACUGAAACUCCAGUGCUCCGAUGGUUCGUUCAUGUCAUCGCCUGCACCCACAGCCUACGCUCUCAUGCAGACCGGCGACACGAAAUGCCUCGAGUUCCUCAAUGGAAUCGUCAGCAAGUUUAGCGGGGGAGUGCCCUUUACCUACCCUGUGGAUCUGUUCGAGCACUUAUGGGUAGUGGACAGGAUAGAGCGGCUGGGCAUAGGGAGGCACUUCACAGGUGAAAUCAAGGAGUGCCUAGAAUACGUACACAGGUACUGGGGCGACGAAGGCUUGCCCGCCACGAGGGACGGUCCGGUCUCAGAUGUCGAUGACACGGCCAUGGGGUUCCGUCUUCUCCGACUGCAUGGCUACGAUGUCUCUCCUUCUGUGUUUAAGCACUUCGAGCAGGACGGGGCGUUCUACUGCUACCCAGGGCAGUCGAACAAAUCCGUGACUGCUAUGUACAACCUCUACCGCGCUUCUCAGGUGGCCUUUCCAGGCGAGGAUGAGCUCCGACGCGCUGAGGCAUACAGCCGUGAGUUCCUCUGCCGCAGACGAGCCUCCGGGGAGCUCAAAGACAAGUGGGUCAUCCCCAAGGACUUGCCUGGCGAGGUCGCUUACGCACUGGACGUGCCGUGGAAAGCUAGCCUGCCGCGCAUCGAGACGAGGAUGUAUCUGGAGCAGUACGGUGGUGCCGAUGACGUGUGGAUUGGGAAGGUCCUGUACAGGAUGUCUCUCGUCAACAACGAGCUCCUCCUCCGGACAGCUCAAGCCGACUUCAGAAGUUUCCAGAGACAAUGCAAGCUCGAGUGGCAUGGCCUCAGAAAAUGGGCCAGCAGGAGAAACCUCCAAGCAUACGGCGUGACGUCGAACAGCACGCUGCGAUCCUACUUCUUAGCCGCAGCCAGCAUCUUUGAGCCAGACAGAGCGACAGAGCGUCUGGGAUGGGCUCGCACGGCGGUGCUCGCCGAGGCCGUCUCCUCCUGCCUCCGAGACGGUCGUUGUAGCCGUGCCGACGGCAUGCUGAGGGAACUGACCAGCGGCAUCCACCUACGCAACGACGAUAAUCCGGCAGCCAGCUUGGUGCAUGCUCUCCAUGAGCUCAUUGGCCUCCUUGCAUUCGACAAUGCUUCCUACAACAGCCUUCUUGAUGCCUGGAAGCAAUGGCUCGCCAUGUGGACCGCCCAGGGACACGAAGGGAGCGUAGCGCUGCUGCUGGUUCGCACAGUGGAGAUAUGCUCCGGCCGGAGGCGUAGCGCCUCUGCCACCGACGAUGGCCAAGCACACAGCCUCUCCGAGUACUCCCAGCUCGAGCAGCUCACGUCCUCGGUAUGCAGCAAGCUUGCUGCAGCAGGCACCGGAGAUGGAGACGACCUUUCCCCGGCAAGUGUGGAGGACGCAGCAGAUCGCCACCGUGUGGAUCUGGAGAUGCAGACGUUGGCUCGGUGCGUUCUCCGGAGCCGCAGCAGUAUCGACGCAGUGACCAGGCAGACGUUUCUCCAUGUCGCGAGGAGCUUCUAUUACGUCGCUCAUUGCUCAGCUCGAACGGUUGAUGCCCACAUCUCCAAGGUCUUGUUCGAGGAUGUCGUGUAGCCACCGUUUGGGCCUCGUUUUGUAUCUUUAAAGCAGUGUUUGGUUCCAGCCAGAUUUAGUCUCGGCCAAAUCAAAUGUUUGAAUGGUAAUUACAUGUAUUAAAUAUAGUCUAAUUAUAAAACUAAUUACAUA
Molecule: messenger RNA, 2918 nt
Organism: Zea mays
Lineage: Eukaryota; Viridiplantae; Streptophyta; Magnoliopsida; Poales; Poaceae
Product: ent-copalyl diphosphate synthase
Exons: 12
Coding region: 462-2786 (774 amino acids)
Biological process (GO): gibberellin biosynthetic process
Cellular component (GO): chloroplast
Molecular function (GO): magnesium ion binding; terpene synthase activity
Source: RefSeq, a predicted model, not a curated record